Molecule: messenger RNA, 1422 nt
Organism: Biomphalaria glabrata
Lineage: Eukaryota; Metazoa; Mollusca; Gastropoda; Planorbidae
Exons: 5
Coding region: 134-475 (113 amino acids)
Source: RefSeq, a predicted model, not a curated record
AUUACCGAAAUGAUUUUAUUUCUUAUAACUGUAAAGUUUUUUUUUUUACUAGCUAGGUCUUUGUCUAUUUAUUAAAAGAUUAUCAUUGUUCAGACUCUUAGGCUGUUUGACUAUAACGAGAUACAUAUACAAGAUGUCUCAAUGCGGGUCGAAACUUGUUUCCUUUGAGGCUUGUAAAAUACCGAAGAAAAACAAAGCAAUUCUAACAAUAAAUGAUGAAGAACAACAGCAUACAAUUUGUUUAAAUACAGUGAAACUUGAAGAGACCAACGCAACAGGAGCUGAUUUGAAGUCAUCAGUUUUGGAUCAAGUGCCUGCAUAUCGCGACAGAACAACUUCAACAAAUAUAGUCCUACUGCUGUACCACGUCGUGGAUGGGCAGGAGUUGCUCAUUUCAGAAGAAGAAAGCCUUGAAACAAUUAUGAACCGUUUAAACCAAAGUGUUCCCUGCUACCUGAAAAUCAGACAAAAGUGAGGCAAGCGGACAAGAAAUACUUAUUGUCACACAAGAGGAAGAAAAAUCUAUUUCACUAGAGCUAUUUCAUCAUUAGGUCCUUAACUCACUAUAUGACAACUUGAUUUGUGUGAAUAUUUUAUGUGUAUACAUUGGAUCUGCUGUAUUUUGUAAGGUUGUACAAUGUUUCCAAUAUGCUUGUUCAUGUUCGAUCGAGAGCAAUGUGCUAUUUUAAUCUUAUUCCCUUCUUAUACUUGAUAAACAUAUUUUGGUAAAACAUUUGGUAAUAACUGCUAUGACUACAUUAUUGGUGUGAAGAAUGAGUUUCUGUGCGGCUCCAGUCUCGUAGUGUGUUAUAUCUGGCUCUGGUUUUGUUCAGGUAUAUAAUGUCAAUUUUAAAAUAUAAACAUAAGUGUCAUUUUGAAAAAAAAAACACAUUUUGUUUCACCUUCAUUGUACUAUUACCCUUUGAAAUACCGGAUACCCUGAUGAUGUCUGCACCCAUCUACGAUAUCGCUUCAUGAUGGCUUUGGAGCAAGAAAAAAAAAAGUAAAGUUCCCCUUUCAGACCUUGCGUUCUAUGGGGCAGAUGAUGUAAAGGUCAUCUGUUUCUGCGGUCCACGGUUAGCGAGGGUGUCAUGUGGCCAGCACAACGACCAACAGCCUUUACUUUUCCUUAACUAAGGCCAGGUACCCAUUUGAGCUGGAUGGACUCAGGAGUACCCUAAAAAUGCUAAAAUUCAAAAUGCUAGUCUCCAACAGGAUUCGAACACUGGACUUCAAGCGCUUUAUCACUCAAUGGACUGCUUUGUCAUUUGUAUUUGAUUGGCUAUUUUAAUAGCAUUAUUACAGCGUAGAAUUUUGUUGUUUUCGAUAGAUUCAAAAUGCUCAAUAUUGGAAAUUAAAGAUAUUUUUUUGAAUAAUCAUUCAAAUCUAUGCAAUAAAAUUAUAGCUUUUAGCUACUGCCAA